AUGUGGUUUACGACCUACGCUAUUGGUGGAUGUUAUCUUUAUGUCGCCAUACUGGUUCAACAGUUGGUUCACCCGCAAGAAUGUGGUCGACGUUCAACAUAUCACAUACAAGAGGCACGCUUGCAAAACAAGAAGACAGAAGCCUACCCAAACAGCUGGCCCUGGCAUGUUGGAGUCUACAGUUCAGCCAUAGGUCCCUCUCCGUUUUGUGGAGAAACACUGAUUGCGUCCAAAUGGGUGCUAACGGCCGCUCACUGCAUCCUUGCUGCCCUUGAAUGCAACGAUGCCCCAGUUGGUCGGCUCUUCUCCUAUCAUGAUAUCACUGGAGAACACAUGGCGGUAACUGUCGCAGACCAUAACUACACGCAGCGUCAGCGUCCAGCCUACAACGUGCGAGUGGAAGGUGUAAUUAUGCAUCCCUCCUUCACCAAACAAAUUUCAAACCGUGCCUUUGACAUCGCACUCCUGCAACUGAACCACGAAGUCAAACGAACAUCGGUAGCAGAAUAUGCCUGCCUUCCUGAACCUUGGCUUAAUCUUCCUGCUGGGUAUUUUUGCAAAUUUGCUGGCUGGGGACGGAAACCUCAUCCACCUCAUGAGUCACAAUCAGAUUAUCCGGAGACACUGAUGGAGUUACGAACUCAAAUCGUGUCAACCUCUCACUGCAACAGCGAGAUUGUUGGUUUUGACGAUAUUGAUGCAGUUUUUACGGACCAGGCGCAAGGGUCUCCCUAUACUGGUGAUAGCGGUGGGGGACUGCACUGUUUAACCCCAGACGAAUCCAAAUGGGUUAUCUAUGGCGUACUUUCUACCGGUACCCCCGACUGCACGGAUGGAGUCGACGUAUACGCCUUGACAUCGACGAAACUCAGCUGGAUUAACGGAGUAAUGACUGCACAUUCCUAA
Messenger RNA from Dibothriocephalus latus, 906 nucleotides. NCBI's taxonomy places the organism in Eukaryota, Metazoa, Platyhelminthes, Cestoda, Diphyllobothriidea, Diphyllobothriidae. The record is from the annotation of a GenBank genome assembly.